This is a messenger RNA of Elaeis guineensis (African oil palm), 1727 nucleotides long. Its product is annotated as type IV inositol polyphosphate 5-phosphatase 9. NCBI's taxonomy places the organism in Eukaryota, Viridiplantae, Streptophyta, Magnoliopsida, Arecales, Arecaceae. Gene Ontology annotation, biological process: phosphatidylinositol dephosphorylation. Gene Ontology annotation, molecular function: phosphatidylinositol-4,5-bisphosphate 5-phosphatase activity; inositol-polyphosphate 5-phosphatase activity; phosphatidylinositol-3,4,5-trisphosphate 5-phosphatase activity. The record is from RefSeq and is a predicted model, not a curated record.
ACCCCAAAACCAACCACCCCCACCCCACUCCAAACCCCAUCCUAGCUACCACCAUGACUGAAAGCCAAAAGCAAGGAGAAGUCAUGUGGCCUAGAUUGAUGGCCAACAAGCUGCUUCGAAGGCCAUUGGGCAGCAAGUCCUUCAUCACGGACUUCCCGAGCACUGAGAUGUUGCUCGAAGUGGCUGGUCUGGAUGAUCCCAUCAAGCCAAAGAGAUUGUCUAAUGAUCAAAUAGACACCCAAAAGUACAAGCUCUUUGUUGGUACGUGGAACGUUGGUGGCAUCCCUCCCACCGAUGAUCUAAAUUUGGAGGAUUGGUUAGACACAAAGAAUAGCUCCUAUGACAUCUAUGUUCUUGGGUUCCAAGAAAUUGUGCCGCUUAAUGCCAGAAACAUCCUCGGCCCAGAAAAGAGUAGAAUCUCCGUGAAGUGGAACUCACUCAUCAGGGCAACAUUAAACAACUCUCUAUCCAACGCACAAAGAGGCCAGGAUUCUAAGCUAGGGGAGAAGCAGAAGGUGUAUCCGGUCAAGCAAGGCAGUUCCAAGGAAAGCAUUGUGCAAGACUUUCGAUGCAUUGUAAGCAAGCAGAUGGUAGGGAUUCUAGUCUCCGUUUGGGUGAGAGGAGAUCUCCGACGAUAUAUUCGUCACCCUAGUAUCUCCUGCAUCGGUUGUGGCAUUAUAGGCUGCCUAGGGAACAAGGGUGCAGUUUCAGUAAGGUUUUGCCUGCAUGAAACUAGCUUCUGUUUCGUAUGUUGUCAUUUGGCUUCAGGAGGAAAAGAAGGAGAUGAGAUGCGCAGGAAUUCGGAUGCCAUGGAGAUUUUAUCCAGGACAAGCUUUCCUCAUGGCCCUCCUCUUGAUUUGCCACAAAAAAUUCUAGAUCAUGAUCAAGUAAUCUUGCUUGGCGACUUGAACUAUAGAAUCUCCUUGCCGGAGGCCAAAAUACGAACUCUAGUGGAGCAAAAGGAAUGGAACAUUCUGUUAGAGAAAGAUCAGCUGAGAAUGGAGGUCUCGGAGGGUCGGAUAUUUGAAGGUUGGCAUGAGGGCGAGAUCUCGUUCUCUCCCACAUAUAAAUACUACCCAAACUCAGAUACAUACGGUGGGUGCAUUCAAGGCAAGAAAGAAGAGAAAAGACGAGCUCCAGCAUGGUGUGAUCGGAUUCUAUGGCAUGGGAAAGGUUUGAAGCAAAACCGAUAUGAACGAUGCGAGUCUAGACUAUCUGAUCACCGGCCUGUGAGAGCAAUUUUCUCUGCAGAGGUUUGGUCACCACAAGCCGUAAUAGCUCCUUAAGAAGCUUUUUUCUUGUCAGAUAGAUUCGAUCCAAUCGCUAGCCACAUCGAAUUGUUGCCAAAUGAAGACUAUAUUAGCAGUGGAAGAUCAAGCCUACAGGCUACACAUCUAGGCCCCAUAUUGACCUACUCGAAAUGACAUGAAGUGGCCAGUCAUUCACAAUUACAUUAUUAUCUCCAGCCAUUGACUCACCAAUAUACUUUGGGGGUGAGCUUUGCUCUAUCACAUGAGUAACCCUUUCCUUAAGCUUCAAAAGAGCUUGGGAAGCUGUUUUUAAUGUACCUUUCUGGUCUCUUCAGUAUAUAUUUAUAGAGAGGAUCUCAGUCCAGUGUAUAUUUCUAUGUCAAGAUUUAAAAAUUUGUGCAGUAGAGUGCUAGUAAUUAGUAUGUCUAAUUUUUUACUCAAAAAAAAAGAGCAAAGAAAAGCACAAAUUCUCUAUGG